Mytilus trossulus (common blue mussel) is the source of this 3186-nucleotide messenger RNA. RefSeq names its product H(+)/Cl(-) exchange transporter 6-like. Gene Ontology annotation, molecular function: voltage-gated chloride channel activity. The record is from RefSeq and is a predicted model, not a curated record. The coding region runs from base 66 to 2675 and encodes 869 amino acids. Lineage: Eukaryota; Metazoa; Mollusca; Bivalvia; Mytilida; Mytilidae. Gene Ontology annotation, biological process: chloride transport; transmembrane transport. Gene Ontology annotation, cellular component: intracellular membrane-bounded organelle; membrane. The transcript has 18 exons.
CUCUUUUCACUGGUUUCAUUUUCAUUACACAAAAUUUCACUGCAGAUUAUGAUUGACUGAUCAGAAUGAGUGCAUAUGUACUACAACAUGACAUUGAGGACCAACAGACUGGGGAGGCACCGUCACUUCCAGAGACAACCGCAGAAAAUAAUGUACGGAACCGUGGGCCAUGGAAAAAAUCAGGUCACAGCGUAGAGCCUCCCCGUGAUGAUGCUGUGUAUUAUCCUAAAGAUGAUACGUAUGGAGUCUUUGCUCAGGGCAGAGACUAUGAGCCAGUUUAUAUCACCCACAAAUACACAGAGGAGGAAAAGAAAACACUGAGUUCAUUUGAGAGUGAGGAUUAUCUCCCUUCUCACAGUGAGAUCUAUAAAUCAUGGUUAAGGAGACAAGGACCACUGGGGUACAUGUUAGGGAAAUGGAUAAUCAUGGGACUGAUUGGAUUUUGUGUUGGUAUCAUAGGUUUCCUGCUCCAUAAUCUGAGUGAAGAAAUCGCUAAACUGAAGUGGCACAUGGUAGAACAAUAUCUCAAGAAUCAAGAUUUUGCUGUGGCCAGUUUGUUUGCUACAGGUUACAGUGUAAUAUUUGUCCUGUUUAGUGCCUUUAUUGUUGUUUUUCUAAGACCAAGUGCCAGUGGAUCAGGUAUUCCAGAAGUAUCAGGCUUUCUCAAUGGCACACAUCUUCGACAUAUUUUCAACAUCAAGACAUUAGCAGUCAAGUUUUUCUCUUGUGUGGCAGCUGUGGGUUGUGGUCUUCCUGUUGGACCAGAGGGACCAAUGAUUCAUAUGGGUGCCUUAGUUGGUGCUGGACUGAGUCAGUUCAAGUCAGAAACACUGAGGUUGACUAUACCUGUGUUUGAGAGGUUUAGGACAUCAGAAGACAAGAGAAAUUUUAUAUCUGCAGGUGCUGCAGCAGGAGUGUCGUCUGCCUUUGGGGCACCAGUGGGGGGAUUGUUGUUUUCCAUGGAAGAAGUGUCUUCAUUUUGGACAACAACUUUGUCAUGGCAGAUAUUUUUCUGUUGUAUGAUAGCCACUUUUACGACAGAUUUAUUUAAUUCAGCAUUUGAUGGGUUUUCUUACACAGGAAACUUUGGCCAGUUUAAAACUCAGAGAUAUAUUUUAUUUCAGAUAGAGAAAGGUAUUGAUGUAAAUAUUUUAAUGUUUAUUCCCACCAUGAUAAUUGGUGUGAUUGGAGGGAUCCUAGGUGCUGUGUUUACAAUCAUGACCUUGAAGAUGGCUAGAGGUCGAAAACGUGUGCUUAAUGCAAUUAGUAAUGAAUGGGUCCAGAAAAUGGUCAGAAUAUUUGAACCUGCAUUGAUUAUGAUAAUAGUGACAGUGUUUUCUCUGUAUUUGCCUGGUGCUUUCUCUUGUACUAAGAAAUCCUGUAUUGAAACUAAAUUAGGCUCACCUAUUGAAAAUUGUCUGAAUGAUACCAGAAAUCCACUUCAUGUAGAACAUAAUGUCAGAAAAUAUACUUGUCCUGAUUGUAAGGACUGGCAAGAAAGUGAAACAACAUGGAAAACCAACUGUACUUAUAAUGAAAUGGCAACCUUAAUGUUUGGAACUUUAGAGCAAGCAGUAGAACAUCUGUUUUCAAGAGAUACACAUUUAGAGUUUGGUUAUGGUUCCCUGUUGACGGCUCUUGUUUUCUACUUCAUAAUGAUCUGUUGGGCAACAGGAACCAGUGUAUCGUGUGGAGCUCUGGUUCCUAUGCUUUUGGUAGGUGCCUUAUAUGGAAGAUUAAUUGGUGUACUGAUGACAAGUAUGUUUGGUGUACAUAGUGAGGACACAGGAUAUUGGGCGUGGAUAGAUCCAGGCUCGUUUGCUUUGAUUGGUGCAGCAUCUUUCUUUGGAGGUGUAACCAGACUGACGUUAGCAGUAACAGUAAUAAUGAUGGAGCUGACAAAUGAUGUCCAGAUUCUACUUCCUGUUAUGGUAGCAGUGAUGGUGGCUAAGUGGGUUGGAGAUUUCUUCACUCAUCCAGUAUACCAUGCUUUGAUGGAGAUGAAGUGUAUACCGUUCCUUGAUCCAGAACCCAGAGUCACCAUAGAAAAGAAACGAAUCGAGUUAGAGUUAUAUUGUGCUAGAGAUAUCAUGGCGUCACCUGUUAUAACCAUUCAACGAAGAGAACUUGUUACUGUCUUGUCUAAUUUACUGCUGAACACAACUCACAGUGGAUUUCCAAUCGUCAAGACAACCAAAUAUGGAGACCAUUGCUUCCUGGGUAUAAUAGGCAGAUUGGAGUUAACAGUCCUGUUGAUGAAUGAAAGAAUAUUUCAAACAGGCAGCCUAGCAGCCGACAACAUAGAACCACAAGCCUCAUGGAUAGAUUACGAACAGAUGAAUAUUACCAAGUUAGAUAAUCCACUGGUAGUAAGUGAAGCUUUACACAGAUACUCAGAGGAAGAGUCAUAUAAAGAGAAGUAUAUUGAUUUAUCCAAGUACAUGAAUGACUCUGGCUUAGCUGUUCCAGAAAAGUUUUCUGUACAAAGAACAUACAUCAUUUUCCGAACUUUAGGCCUGCGACAUCUUACCGUAAUUGAUACAUCAAAUCAAGUUACAGGUAUUAUAACCAGGAAGGACCUAAUGGGACAUAACAUUGUCGAGAAGUUAUCAAAAAUUAUAUCUCAGCCGAGUCGGUUGGAAAUGAUGGAAAUUAAUGACAAUGGAGAGGUUUAAUUAGCCGAGGCGGCUGGAAGGAAGUUAACUACAAUGAAAUAGUUGGAAAAUUCAUUGUACAAAUAAUGCUCAGUACCUUGCCAAAUACUCGGUGAUGUGUUUUCAACGUGUUUUUAACCUCUUUUUUUCUUGUGUUUGAACAAAUUGACCACUUCCUGCAUAUCUUGCCUCAAGUUAAUUUUCUCUAUAUAUUGAGUAUUAUAUUGACCCGACACUUUAUUGUUUAUCUCAUCAGAACAGUGCCACUAGUGUAGAUAUAUAAAUUAAUGCAUACAUUUAUUUUUGUGAAGCCUUGAUCACUGGCAAAAAUACAAAAUGUCUUUUUUUAAGAAAGCCACAUCUGAAAAGAUAAUUAGUGUUUCGAUCCUGAUACUAUCACAUUUUUGCAUUAAUAAAACAUUAUUAUCUGAAUUCACAGUAUUUUAACUGUUUAACUUUGAAAUUUUCAAAUUGAUUGACAAAAACAGAAGAAAAAAAACAAAUGAUGUUUCUUAAAUAAUUAAAUAAUAAU